GCCAUAUUGGAAUGAGUCUGUAGUAAGUGAGAGAGAGAGAGACGGAUCGCCUCUUCUGAACUGAGCUGAAGGGUCUUUGCCAUUUUAGACACUGGGGGGGGGGGAACUUCACCCAGGACAUUUUUGUUACAUGAUGAAUUAGGAAAGGAAGAAAUCUUAUUGUGAGCAAUGGAAACUAGGAUGUCUUUGAUUUCCGCCACGCAAGAGACUCAACAUCUAUCCCAGGAGAAGGGUCAGAGUCCAGCCAAUGGGAACAGAGAACAGUUUGAUUCAGAUGAAGGCUCUAGCAUUGAGGAGACCGACUUCAACUGGGAUGAAUACUUGGAAGAAACGGGAGCAAGCGCUGCUCCUCACACCUCGUUCAGACACGUUGAAAUCAGCCUUCAGAGCAGUUUCCAACCAGGGAUGAAGUUAGAAGUGGCCAACAAGAACAAUCCGGACACCUACUGGGUGGCUACAAUCAUUACAACGUGUGGGCAGCUCUUGUUGCUACGUUACUGCGGCUAUGGAGAUGAUCGCAGGGCAGAUUUCUGGUGCGAUGUGAUGACAGCUGACCUUCAUCCAGUGGGCUGGUGUACGCAGAACAACAAGGUGCUGAUGCCUCCAGAUGCAAUCAAAGAGAAGUACACCGACUGGACGGCGUUUCUUAUACACGAUCUGACAGGCUCCCGAACGGCACCUGCAAAUUUACUGGAAGGCCCUCUGCGAGGAAAAAACCCUGUAGACCUCAUUACAGUUGAUUCCUUAAUAGAGCUGCAGGAUUCCCAGAACCCUUUUCAGUACUGGAUAGUUAGUGUGGUUGAAAAUGUUGGAGGAAGAUUACGCCUUCGCUAUGUGGGAUUGGAGGAGACUGAAUCCUAUGACCAGUGGUUGUUUUACUUGGAUUGCAGACUUCGACCAGUCGGUUGGUGUCAAGAGAAUAAAUACAGAAUGGACCCACCUGCAGAAAUCUAUUCUCUGAAGAAUAUAUCUGAGUGGAAAUGCGCUCUGGAAAAAUCCCUUAAUGAUGCAGCAAAGUUUCCUCUUCCAAUGGAAGUAUUCAAGGAUCAUGCUGAUUUGAGGAGCCACUUCUUCACAGUGGGGAUGAAGCUGGAGGUGGUGGACAUGAGGGAACCCUUUAAUAUCUGUCCUGCAUCAGUGACUAAGGUUUUUAACAAUCAUUAUUUACAAGUGACCAUUGAUGACCUGAGACCCGAACCCAGCAAAAUCUCAAUGCUCUGCCAUGCUGAUUCCUUAGGGAUCUUACCAGUACAAUGGUGCCUUAAAAACGGAGUCAAUCUCACACCUCCCAAGGGUUACUCUGGCCAGGACUUUGACUGGGCAGAUUAUCAGAAGCAAUGUGGAGCAGAGGCAGCUCCUCACUUUUGCUUUAGAAACACAUCCUUCAGCCGGGGCUUUACUAAGAAUAUGAAGCUGGAGGCUGUGAACCCCAGGAACCCUGCUGAAAUAUGCGUUGCUUCUAUCACCUCAGUUAAAGGAAGGUUAAUGUGGCUUCACCUGGAAGGUUUACAGAUGCCUGCUCCGGAGUAUAUAGUUGAUGUAGAGUCGAUGGACAUUUUCCCAGUUGGCUGGUGUGAAGCAAAUGCUUACAACCUCACGCCGCCCCACAAAGCAGUUUUACGAAAGAAGAGGAAGAUUGCAGUGGUGCAACCAGAAAAGCAGUUGCCAUCCGCAGUGCCUGUUGAGAAAAUACCUCAUGACCUUUGCCCAGUCCCUCAGCCAGACACAACAGGUACCGUCAAUGGGCGAUACUGCUGCCCCCAGCUCUUCAUCAAUCAUCGCUGCUUCUCAGGUCCAUAUUUAAACAAAGGGAGAAUAGCAGAGCUACCUCAGUCUGUUGGGCCUGGCAAGUGUGUGCUAGUGCUUAAAGAGAUUCUUAGCAUGGUAAUCAACGCAGCUUACAAACCAGGCAGCGUGCUCCGAGAACUGCAGCUAGUUGAAGACCCGCAGUGGAAUUUUCAGGAGGAAACACUCAAGGCAAAAUACAGAGGGAAAACGUACAGGGCAACAGUCAAGAUUGUGCGAACGUCUGAUCAAGUGGCAGAUUUCUGCAGAAGAGUCUGUGCAAAACUGGAGUGCUGUCCAAAUUUGUUUAGCCCUGUGCUGGUCGCCGAAGUCUGCCCUGAGAACUGCUCCAUUCAUACCAAAACGAAAUACACCUAUUAUUAUGGGAAGAGGAAAAAAAUCAUUAAGCCUCCAAUUGGGGAAAAUAACAACAUGAAAAGUGGACACAUCAAACCAGCAAGACGCAGAAAGAGGCGGAAAUCCAUUUUUGUGCAGAAGAAAAGGAGGUCGUCAGCUGUCGAUUUUAACGCUGUGGGAUCUGCAGAGGAAAGCGAAGAGGAGGAGCCAGAUGCUAUGGAAGAUGAGACAGGGAGCGAAGAAACCAGCUCAGAGCUACGUGAUGACCAGACUGACACCUCCUCUGCUGAGGUACCUUCAGCCCGACCAAGAAGAUCAGUGACAUUACGGAGCAGCACGGAGUCAGACAGACCUGCUCCCAUCGAGAGAGCUAGAAGGGGACGCAAAACACAGUCUCUCUCAUACCCUGAAGGAGAGAAGUGCACUCAAGUCAAGGAAGAAAUAAAGCAAGAAGAGGAAGAGAAACUCAUCCUCGACAGCAAUCCAUUGGAGUGGACAGUGACUGACGUUGUGAGGUUUAUUAAAUUGACAGACUGCGCUCCCCUAGCCAAAAUAUUUCAGGAACAGGACAUUGAUGGCCAAGCACUCCUGCUACUGACGCUCCCAACAGUGCAAGAAUGCAUGGAGCUGAAACUUGGCCCAGCCAUCAAGUUGUGUCACCAGAUCGAGCGAGUAAAAGUUGCUUUCUAUGCACAAUACGCCAACUGACUCUACUGCUCCUUGCAUUUCCUUCUCCUCUCUCUCUUUUUUUUUAUUUUUAACGUUACAAUUCACUUGGGUUUUUCCUCAAAACAUGUGGAAUUGGAAGCUCAGAGACACCUCC
Molecule: messenger RNA, 2965 nt
Organism: Emys orbicularis (European pond turtle)
Lineage: Eukaryota; Metazoa; Chordata; Testudines; Emydidae
Gene: SFMBT2
Product: Scm like with four mbt domains 2
Exons: 21
Coding region: 169-2850 (893 amino acids)
Biological process (GO): negative regulation of DNA-templated transcription
Cellular component (GO): nucleus
Molecular function (GO): transcription corepressor activity; histone binding; chromatin binding
Source: RefSeq, a predicted model, not a curated record